Sapajus apella (tufted capuchin) is the source of this 1072-nucleotide messenger RNA. RefSeq names its product cytosolic carboxypeptidase 3-like. The record is from RefSeq and is a predicted model, not a curated record. NCBI's taxonomy places the organism in Eukaryota, Metazoa, Chordata, Mammalia, Primates, Cebidae. The coding region runs from base 191 to 529 and encodes 112 amino acids. The transcript has 3 exons.
CCUGGGAGACAGAGCAAGACUCCAUCUCAAAAAAAAAAUUAAUUAAUUUAAUACAAUUGAAUUUAUUUUUGAGUACUCAUUUAAUAUAGUAAACACCUACAGCUUGAAAAGCUGUCAAAUAAGUUCCUUAGAAAUUGUUUUACAGCCUACCCAUAUAUUACAAGAAAUCUCACGUCAAACACUGGAAGAGAUGUCAGAAGAUUCAGAAAAAGAAGACUAUUCAGAUGGAACAAUCAGUGAUGAAGACGAAUCGGAUGAGGAUAUGUUCAUGAAAUUUGUAAAUGAAGAUCUUCAUCAAUGUGCACUUUUAUCAGCCAACUCUUUUGGUGAUCCCUUCUUCCCCCGGACUACACAGAUACUAUUAGAAUAUCAGCUAGGGAGAUGGGUGCCACGUCUUCGUGAACCACGGGAUUUAUAUGGUGUCUCUUCUUCUGGUCCACUGAGCCCAACACGGUGGCCAUACCAUUGUGAAGUCAUCGAUGAAAAAGUCCAGCAUAUUGGUAUGUUUGUAGCAGUUUGGGAGAUUUAGACAUUAGCAAACUUACUUUGCCAACCUUGAUUUUAAUGAGGAGACUCACAAUGUUAGAAAACAGUACAUUAUGACAGAAAUAUAAGCCACAUAUGUAAUUAUAAAUUUGCUUGUAACCACAUUUAAAGAGGUAAAAAGAAGAAAACGAAAUUAACUUUAAAAAUGUAUUUUAUUUAACCCAAAUAUAUCCAAAAUAUUUCAUAUUCUUCCUGCAUAAGAAUGUGAAAUAUUUUUGUCCAAAGUCUUCAGAAAUCUGGCGUGCAUUUAUAUUUACAGACAUUUGAGUUGAAAUCAGCCACAUUCGAAGUGUUCAGUAGCUACAUGGGCUUAAAUGGAGGCACUUAUAGCAUUUAUUUGGCUCCUGAAGCUUUACUAAUUCUAAACAAUUCCAAAGGGCAUGACGGUGUCCAAGGCAGUCAAACUCAGACACAGAGUGAAGUCACAGAUGGAGACUAUGCAGAAUGUCUGUGAGCUGUAGUCCUGCUCUUUGUGGCUCCCUGUCUCUUUCUCCUUAUCUCCUCCUUAUAUGUCUGUCUUCUCCUU